GCGAAUCUACUUGAGGUUUGUGGUCUACGGGCAAGCGGCGGAAGUCAAACCGUCUGUGGCCGUUGUACUGUCAGAACCUGUACCGGAGUGAAGUGACUACACCGGACGUUUGACUUUCUCCUUCACUUUCUUCUCAAGGCGCGCGCUCACGAUGUCGUCCGCGGAGGCGCGCACGCUCGAAAUGGCCAAAGACGUCAUCCAGUCCGUGCACGUUCACAGCUCCGUGGCGGACCAGAUCCACUUCUACGACCGAUGGGCCCAAACCUACGAGCAGGAUGUGGAACUUAUUGAGUACCGCGCGCCCGCUCUGGCAGCGGACCGAGUCUCCGCCCACUUCAGCGGCGAGCGCCGAGCGUCGGCGCCGGUGUUGGACGUGGCCUGUGGCACGGGCCUGGUGGCCAAGACGAUGGAGCGGGAGGGAUUCCGGCACUUCGUGGGCGUGGACUGCAGCGAGGGGAUGCUGCGGAGCGCCCGACGCAGCGGGCUGUACCGGGAGCUCAAGACGGCCGUGCUCGGAGACCAGCCGCUUCCCGUGCCGUCAGGUGAAUUUAAAGUAGUGAUGACUGUUGGGGCCCUGAGCGCAAGUCACAUUCCAGCGAAGGCCAUCCGGGAGCUGUGCCGGGCAGCCGAGCAGGGAGGCCUCGUCUGCAUGACCGCCAGGAGUAACCGUGACAACCUCGACUACAAGGCGGCCUUGGAGGGCGAGAUGAAGCAAAUGGAGGACGAGGGACUGUGGCGCCGCGUCGACGUGACCCACGUGACCGAGUGGGAGCGAGGGGUGACCGACCACGAGAGGGGAUACAUCCCCGGAUGCGUGUAUCUCUUUCAGAAGCUCUAAAGCACGACAGCGCACGACACUACGGUGGAGGUGGACGUACGGGGACAGGCUGCAGCUAAAACUGGAGAGCACUACGCAGUACCGUGCUACUUGUCUGCAUGUGUGUGUCUGUUUAAGUCGUCGUGACUAAAGGUCAUUUCUACGAAUUGGA
Messenger RNA from Phyllopteryx taeniolatus (common seadragon), 989 nucleotides. It is a transcript of the gene mettl27, whose product is annotated as methyltransferase like 27. The transcript has 6 exons. Lineage: Eukaryota; Metazoa; Chordata; Actinopteri; Syngnathiformes; Syngnathidae. The record is from RefSeq and is a predicted model, not a curated record. Bases 152 to 838 code for a protein of 228 amino acids.